Molecule: messenger RNA, 2363 nt
Organism: Zeugodacus cucurbitae (melon fly)
Lineage: Eukaryota; Metazoa; Arthropoda; Insecta; Diptera; Tephritidae
Product: glutamine--fructose-6-phosphate aminotransferase [isomerizing] 1
Exons: 10
Coding region: 240-2327 (695 amino acids)
Biological process (GO): fructose 6-phosphate metabolic process; UDP-N-acetylglucosamine metabolic process; carbohydrate derivative biosynthetic process
Molecular function (GO): L-glutamine:D-fructose-6-phosphate transaminase (isomerizing) activity; carbohydrate derivative binding
Source: RefSeq, a predicted model, not a curated record
UAACGUUCGCAAUACUUUUCCGUUCCAGCUCAGUCUACACCCAACUGCGGAGUUGGCAAGUUUAAGUUUCUUUAAGAUAAAAUAUUGUACAAAUUUGUGACUCACCUGCCGGCGAAGUGUGGUGCAUUUGGUCUACAUUAUACGCGUCAAUACGAUUUACACUCGGCUACGAAUAUUAUACGAAUAACGCGAAGACAGACUUGUAAAACCAACAGCUGUAUUAGUGACCCAAAGCCAUAAUGUGCGGAAUUUUUGCUUACCUAAAUUACCUGACUCCCAAGUCGCGACAUGAAGUUUUGGAAUUGCUUUUGAAUGGGUUAAAACGUUUGGAAUAUCGUGGCUAUGAUUCAACAGGUGUGGCUAUAGAUUCACCGCAAACCAGUGAUAUUGUAAUGGUCAAACGUUGUGGAAAAGUAAAGGUUCUGGAGGAUGCCAUAAAUGAACAUUUUAGCGGCAAAGAAUACGAUGAGCCCGUGUUGACACAUGUCGGUAUUGCACAUACGCGUUGGGCUACCCAUGGUGUACCGUGCGAGACCAACUCUCAUCCGCAACGUUCCGACGACGAAAAUAGUUUCGUUGUAGUUCACAAUGGCAUCGUUACCAAUUAUAAAGAUGUGAAAACAUUUUUGGAGAAGCGAGGCUAUGUGUUCGAAUCAGACACUGAUACAGAAGUCAUUGCGAAAUUGGUGCAUCACUUGUGGAAAAAACAUCCAGGAUAUUCGUUCAGAGAACUUGUCGAGCAAGUCAUCCAACAAUUGGAGGGCGCAUUUGCAAUUGCAAUUAAGUCCAAGCACUUCCCUGGAGAAUGCGUGGCUUCCAGACGUGGUUCACCGCUGCUUGUCGGUAUUAAAACGAAGACUCGUUUGUCCACUGAUCACAUUCCUAUUUUGUAUGGAAAAGACGAAAAGUCACCGCAAACUUGUGAAAAAGACACAGAGGCAGCCAAGGCAAAAGAACAUCGUCCACAUGGACAAACUCGUGAAUUGCCAGUGUUACCACGCACCGAAAGCACAUCCGAAUUCAUGCCACUGGAGGAGAAAGAGGUCGAGUACUUCUUCGCAUCGGAUGCCUCAGCUGUCAUUGAGCACACCAAUCGGGUCAUUUAUUUGGAGGAUGAUGAUGUGGCUGCUGUUCGCGAUGGUACACUGAGCAUCCAUCGUCUCAAGAAAUGUCUAGAUGAUCCACAUGCACGUGAAAUUACAACACUGAAAAUGGAAAUCCAGCAGAUCAUGAAGGGCAACUACGACUACUUCAUGUUGAAGGAAAUCUUCGAACAGCCCGAAUCGGUGGUCAACACCAUGCGUGGACGCGUGCGGUUUGACUCCAAAUCUGUGGUAUUGGGUGGUAUCAAAGAAUUCAUUCCGGAAAUUAAACGUUGUCGUAGGUUGAUGUUGAUUGGUUGUGGCACAUCAUAUCAUAGUGCCGUAGCCACACGACAACUACUAGAAGAGCUCACCGAGUUGCCGGUUAUGGUUGAGUUGGCGUCCGAUUUCCUCGAUCGUAACACCCCCAUAUUCCGUGAUGACGUCUGUUUCUUUAUCUCGCAGUCGGGAGAGACUGCUGACUCACUAAUGGCCUUGAGAUACUGCAAACAACGUGGUGCUCUCAUUGUCGGUAUCACUAAUACAGUCGGCAGCAGUAUAUGCCGUGAAUCUCACUGUGGUGUUCACAUUAAUGCCGGACCUGAAAUUGGUGUUGCGUCAACCAAGGCUUAUACUUCACAAUUCAUUUCAUUGGUGAUGUUCGCUCUUGUUAUGUCUGAAGAUCGACUCUCGUUGCAGCAACGUCGCUUAGAAAUCAUACAGGCAUUAUACGAACUGCCAGAACGGAUUAGACAGGUCUUGAAGCUUGAUAGUCAGGUACAAGAACUGGCUAAGGAUUUGUUCCAACAUAAAUCCUUACUUAUUAUGGGACGCGGUUAUAACUUUGCCACUUGUUUGGAAGGUGCACUGAAAGUAAAAGAAUUGACAUAUAUGCACAGUGAGGGUAUUAUGGCAGGCGAACUUAAGCAUGGACCGCUGGCGCUUAUUGAUGACCGAAUGCCAGUUAUGAUGAUCGUUUUGCGAGAUCCAGUUUAUAUCAAAUGUAUAAAUGCCUUGCAACAAGUGACGUCACGCAAGGGCUGUCCCAUAAUCAUUUGUGAGGAAGGCGAUGAAGAAACCAAGUCCUAUUCAUCUCGUUCGCUAGAAAUACCACGCACAGUAGACUGUCUCCAAGGCAUUCUAACAGUUAUCCCAAUGCAAUUGCUCUCAUACCAUAUUGCCGUGCUGCGUGGCUGUGACGUGGAUUGUCCACGUAAUUUGGCGAAGUCCGUGACCGUGGAAUGAUGGCCCACGUCCACCUGUUUUUAUUGUUUAAGAUAU